This is a messenger RNA of Sipha flava (yellow sugarcane aphid), 2420 nucleotides long. RefSeq names its product centrosomal protein of 295 kDa-like. Bases 335 to 2335 code for a protein of 666 amino acids. The record is from RefSeq and is a predicted model, not a curated record. Lineage: Eukaryota; Metazoa; Arthropoda; Insecta; Hemiptera; Aphididae. The transcript has 9 exons.
UCCAGUAGAAAUCAGAAUUUAAAUCAUAGUAAAAAUAUCCACAAAUUCGGAACCCGCAUUUCACUAUAGCAAUAAUUAAUUAUUUAUGUAUCAUAAUUUGUAAACUGUAGAUAACUGAUAAGUAAAAUUAUUAUUGGUCUUUUCCUUGACGUUGAUUGUAGUGCAGUUUUUCCCAAAAAUUAUUAAAUUAUCUUCUGCUAGCGUUGUUAAGUGUACUUGUUUUCAAUUAUGGAUUCUUAAUCGUGGUAUUCAAACGUUUAUUUACAAUUACGAUUAAUUUUAUCUUCCAUAUUUCGUAAUUCGUUUUUAAUUUGUUGUACGUUUUGUAUUGAACAUGGACAUUAAUAUAGAGAAUCGUUCUGAUUGGGAAAGAAGAAGAAAAAUACGACUUGCUCAGGUUAGAGAUCAAUCUAAAGAAUUAGCUAAAACAAUACGUGAGCGUGUCCAUAGUGCAGUUGAAACCCAGUUAAAACAACAUGAGACUAUUAGAAAUAUAAGAGAACAUAAAUAUAAAUCACUUGCAUUAAGCAAAUUGAAAAGCGAUUUUAAUUACCUAGUGCAAGAUGUUGGCAGUGGAUAUUCUGUUGCAUCAUUUCAACCUGAUCCAAAUAUUGUAUUAGCUGAAAAACGGUUAGUAAAUCGUUGCAAAGCAAUUUCAAGGGGUCUUGAAGCAGAUAAAAGACAAAAACAAAUUCAAGAUAAACAACACAUAGAUGUAGAAAUUAAAGAAAGACAAAAACAUUUUAAUAAAACUGUUGAAAAAAUACGGUCAACAUUAAUAUCAACAAUUAGGCCAAAUGCCGAUAGUGGUGACAAAAACAUACAAAAUAUUAAUAAAUAUAAUGAAUGUUUUCUAAUUCCAAGUCAAGUAACUUUGAACGAAUCUAAUAUUAUCAAUUGGAAUGUUAACAAAAAAACUUCAAAACCUUGGUCAAUGGUUAUUAAUUCUGAAGAAAAUAAAUUAGUCAACUUGCAACAAUUAGCUACACAUGAUGACAAUAAAGAAAAUGAACAAGACAAAUGUAAAUUAACAAAAUUAGAAACCGAUGUUAAAAAUUAUGAAAUAUUAGUAACAGAACUUAACAAAUUAUCUGCCGAAGAACAAAACAUAAGAAAUAAAAUAUUUACUAAUAAUUGGAAGUUUUUUAUAUGCUUAAAUGUUCAGGAAGUUCUUGAACUUAGUAAAAAUAAUGAAGUUUCCUCAAAUUCAGAAAAAGAGAAAUAUAAAAAAAAUAUUGAAGUAAAACAUAGUUUGGAUGAAAGAACAAAAUAUAAUAUUACUGAAAAACAAAUAGAUGAUUCAUCAACAUAUAUAUCAUCGUUAUCAUCUAGUAACAGUAGUGAGCAAACUAAAAAAUUCACUAAAAAAAAUGUCCAUUUUGAAACCAAAGCAAAUGAAUUAAAUAAUAUACAACGAAAGUCAAAGUUAAUUAAUAAUAAAAAACCAGCUAAUGAAAGACCUUUAAAAAAUAUAAAUAAUACUUUGCAAAGAAUUAAGAUGAAAAAGCAAAUGCUUCUGAAAGAAAUAUCCACUGAUGCAAGACCUAAUAUUAAAAAAUUAAAUAUAGUUUCUUCAACUUCUAAACUGUCACCUUUACAUAAAAGAUGUUCUGCUGGUAAUGAUAUACCCAAAGAAAGUUCUACAAUGUACGCUGAGCUUCCAGAUUCAUUUUACAGUAGUCAACUUGAAACAUUAAAAGAACAAAUUUUAGAUGUAAAAUCUAAACCUUGUGAUACCAAAUUGAAUACAUCAUUAAAUAUAGAUCUAAUGAAAUAUAUAAAUUUACUACUUAAAAUGACACCUUUGGAAGUAGAUAAUUUAUCAAUUUCAUCUUGCUCUAGCAUUAGUCUUGAAGAAAGUAUUUUACAGUCAAAACAUAAUAUGCAGUACUACAGUGAAAUGUUAAACUGUAUAUCUAAAUGUUUAAAUGCUGAUAUUUCUGACAUAAAUGAAGAUAUUAUGUUAAAUUCACCUGAAAAUGUCAACUUGAUUAAUAGACUUCAAGGAUUAACAAAUUAUUACCAAGAAAAGAUACUGGAGAUGAAAAAUAUCUGUGAUGAAUCUACUCAAACUUUAAAUGAUAAAGUAAAUGUAGAAAAUCUUGAGAGAGAAUCUAUAAUUCCUUCAAAGAAUAAUUCUAUCAAUAAAUCUUCAGAUUCAUCAGUUGAUGGUGACUUCAUCUUGAGACAUCUAAACACAUUAUUGCUGAAAAAAGGACUCAUUCAAUCCGAUAAAGAAUGGCCAAUGUUUGAAAGUAUAAAUAAUAAUGAUGAUGUUGAUGAUAAUAGAAGCUUGACUGAUCAACUUCUUGAUAUAUCUACUGAGUAUAGAUGAUAAGUGAAUCUUGUACACAUCAAAAACAGUAUUUCCAACAGUAUAACAUAGGGAAUAACAAAAAUGAUUCUUCACUACAUCGCCC